GAAAUCGACGAGGGCUCGGAAAUACCCCUCGAACGCUUAUAUCGAGGGUCCGAAGUGCCAUUUUCCGAGGGGUGGAGCCCUCGGCGAAGGCCCAUCGAAAGCAUAUUUCCGAGCACUCGAAGUACCCUCGAACAACUGGUUGGGUAUUUCAUACUGAUAUAAGAUCACUUAUUCGCAUUUAUAGCCAACGAAAACAGUUACUGAAAUUGUGCGUCAAAUGAAAGAUGAGUGGAACUUGAAAACACCGUCUGUCAUUUUGUCUAUUAUUGGAACAACUUGGAUUAUCACUGAAAGUGCAAAUACUCAAAUUAUGAUCGAUAUUAAUGAAGCAAUUGAACAAUAUUGUGACAAUGAUUCUAAAGCACCAACAUGGAUCACAAUAGAAAAUUCAAAUCCGAAAAACGGAAUCAAUGAACAUCUAACAACAUUUUUGAAAGAAAAAAUAACUAAAAAGUAUGGUAAUUAUUAUCUGAAAUUAGACAAUAAAAUUUAUGAUCGUUUUGAAAUUGAACAAGAAUGUUGUCGAUUAGUUAAUUUAUCGAAUGAGGAAAAUGUUUUUAUAGAAAUUAUUAAACAAACAACUAAAUUGAAUGAAUUUAUGGAAGACAAUAUCGAUAAUCAAGCCCAAAAUCAAAUCGAUAUGAUCGCACAAGAUCUAUUAAUUAUCUUAAACAAUCUAUAUGACGUGAUCAGCAGUGAAUAUGCAUUAAUGCAAAGCAAUAUUGGAGUUUUAAGAACAGUACAAUGGAAAAUAAAUAUUUUUAAAAGCAAAGUAAAAGAAUUAUUACAGAAUAUUUCAUCAAAUUAUUUGGUACAACUUGUCGAACAAAUAUUUGAUGACGCUUAUGAUUUAUCUGCAAUUUGUAAAAAUCUUACUAUACCACUUGUUUAUAUAUUAGUCGGAGAAGAAGCAAGUUUAAACGAAGGUAUAUUUUUAGGUGAUAAUACGUCAAUCGAAACAGUGCGCAAAGUGGUUGACGAGGGCAUACCAGUGAUUGUGAUAAAUGGAACUGAAGGUGUUGCUAGUGUGAUUGGUUCACUUUAUGGAAGUAUACAUGAUACAUCAGCACGAAACGAAACAGAAGAGAGAUACAAUCCAACAACUCCAAAUACUCCCCUACAUACGAGACUUGAACGUCAUUCGUUAGUACGAGUUCAAGAAAAACGAGAGUCAUUUAAAACAAUCGAUCAAAACGCGCUGAAUAAACUUUUACAACCAGAAAACGGAAAUUUUGGAAUAUUUAUGUAUCAGCCGGGUGAUCAACAUCUAAAUCAAGUUCUUUUACAAGCGAUUGCCAAAGGUACUAAAUGCAAAGACUUGAAUGAUGUCAAUCGUUUAAUUGAAUUGAAACUAGCAAUCCAAUGGAAACGAUUUGAUCUUGCUAACGCACACAUAUUAACAACAAAAACAAUCGGAAACUGGAAGCACGAAGAACUGGAUGAGUGUUUGGAAUAUGCAUUAUUGAUGGAUUCGGUUGAGUUUGUCGAACGCUUAAUACAGUGUGGCGCAUCAUUCAAACGAUUAGAAGAAUUUAGUGAUAUCACAUAUUAUAUGCAAAAAUUGACAGAAACAGAGCAAGAGAGAUUUAACAAAAUUCGAAGUCCACCAUCAAACGUACUCCAUGGCUUAAUAAUUGAGUUAAUGCCAUUUCUUGAAAAAUUGAUACAGAACAGUUCGAAUAAUCCCGAAUUUUUAAUACUACUAGAAAAAAUUUAA
Messenger RNA from Didymodactylos carnosus, 1717 nucleotides. Lineage: Eukaryota; Metazoa; Rotifera; Eurotatoria; Philodinida; Philodinidae. The record is from the annotation of a GenBank genome assembly.